Dermacentor silvarum is the source of this 1347-nucleotide messenger RNA. RefSeq names its product leukocyte elastase inhibitor C-like. The record is from RefSeq and is a predicted model, not a curated record. NCBI's taxonomy places the organism in Eukaryota, Metazoa, Arthropoda, Arachnida, Ixodida, Ixodidae. The transcript is spliced from 5 exons. Gene Ontology annotation, molecular function: serine-type endopeptidase inhibitor activity. The annotation marks the transcript as partial.
AUGAAGUCGAGCAAAAAGGACACCCAUUUGGUAGCGACCUCCUCCCGUCGCCUAAAGGAGGGAGAAGGCUCGAAGACCGACAAGGCCAACCCGGACGUCGAAGAGUCCGCCGGUCCAUCCUCUUCGUCGGAACAAGAGACGCUAGCUUCUCGAGAUCGGGGUGCAAGCCAUCGUAAAGCGAGGCCGCUGCCGAACGAAAACGUCCUCAACGACGCCAUGCUCCAGUUCGCGGUCGAUGUGUACUUGCAGCUGAGAGGCGGCACCAGCGCAGCUUCUUCCAACGUGCUGUUCUCUCCUCUGGCCGUGCAGACCGUUAUGGCCCUGAUGCUGGCCCUCGCCGAGGGACGCACUGCCGCCCAACUAGCUCAAGCACUCCACCUGCACGGCUGCCCCUACGACGACUUCAAGCUGUACAUGCGGCGUCGCGCAUACAAGCUCACCGGUCUGGCGGGAGGACUCAACUACUUUUGCUUCAACAACAAGACCCAGCUAAUCACGGGCACUGACUUGGACCGUGACGCCUCAGCCGGCAGUCCUCUACGCGCGGUCAUUGACUCCUUGCUCGUGGAGCACCAGCACGCCGAUUUCGCAUUAGAUGGCGAGGGCGUUCGUGAGCGCGUCAACGAGUGGCUACACGUGAUGUCGGCGUUCGAGUGCGAGCACGCCAUACCUCAGGGCGCUGUGAACGGCACCACGUCGUUCCUGGUGGCCAGUGUGACGUCACUGCGGGCGGCCGACUGGAAGUGGAAGUUCCGUCUCAAGGACACCACGUCGGCCCUCUUCUACGAGUCGUCCGGAGCCGCGAAGAGAGUGACCAUGAUGCGUCAACGGGGUCACUUUCCGACGGCCGACUGCGACGAGGAACUGGACGCCGCCGCCCUGGAGCUCCGCUACCGGCGCUACAAGAAGUCCAUGGUGCUCAUUUUGCCACGGAAGCGGGACGGACUGACCGCCCUGGAGACGGCGCUGACGGGACCCAGGCUGCAGAGCUGCCUGGACCGGCUCCAAGACCGAGGCAGCGUCGACGUCAGGCUGCCCAAGUUCGCCGUCAAGCAGGCCUUCGACCUCAACAACGUACUACCCAGGUUGGGCGUCGUGGACUUGCUCGUGCCGGGGCUCGCCGACCUGCCGGGCUUAGCAGUGGGUGACGCCGGAUCCUCGGGGCGCGCCAGCGUGAGGCGUCACCUGUCUCUCGCGGUCCACUGCGCCUCCGUGCAAACCAAGGAGAAGGGCCACAAGGUCGGCCCGUGGGACGACCCGCAGGCUCGCCUGACGUUCACCGUGGACCACCCGUUCAUGUUUGUGGUUCUCAGCAGGGCUCCAGAAGCAGUGCUGUUCAUGGGAUCA